UUUAAAGUUCUACUUUUGUUCCAGAAAGGGUAAUUCGCCCAGUUCAACCGCGACGUGAAGCUUGGUUGUAUCUUGUUAUACCAUAUACCCACCGACCAACUCUAAUAAGAACAGCAGCAACAUUCCCUUCCUAUUGUAAGACUGUCGGUUUUACAGCAUGCCCAAUAUACAGCAACGAGCUUCAGUAUCACCCGACCUAGAACGUCAUGUUCUUCGCAUCCUCAAGGUGAAAAGUCCCCUCGACUCGCCCGAUCUUGACCCAACCGAGUACAUCAAUCGCUUAUUUCCUAAUGAACAAAGUCUUUCAUCGGUGGACACAGUAAUAAACAAACUUCAAGCCAAAGCGGAUGAGUUGAGCGUGGAAGCGGAACGCUUGACAGGAUCUCAGUCGGAAUCGAAUGGAGGAGCUCAGGAACUAGAUAACGCAAAACAAGCUAUACAGGAACUGUUUCAAAAGAUUCAAGAUAUCAAGCUUAAAGCAGCUCAGUCUGAAUCCAUGGUGCAGGAAAUCACGCAGGACGUCAAAUCUCUGGAUUAUGCAAAACGCCAUUUGACGCACUCGGUCACUGUUUUGAAACGUCUUCAAAUGUUGGUGACGGCCGUGGAUCAAUUGGAAACCAUGUCUCGCAACAAGCAGUUUAAAGAAAGCGCACAAUUGCUCGAGGCUGUCAUCCAAUUGAUGCAACACUUCAAGUCAUAUAAAGGCGUACAGCAGAUAGCGGAGCUAUCUGAUCGCAUUACCCAGCUACAAAAAGACCUUGACAGCUGUGUGCUACGCGAGUUUGAGAAUGGAUUCCAAAAAGACGGGACUUUGACUGGGCAAACAUGGCUGUUGCACGACGCAUGUCUUGUUGCUACUGCUCUUGGAGAUAAGACCAAGGAGAAAAUCAUCAAGCGGUAUGUCGAUUUGCAGCUUUCGGAUUAUCGACAGAUAUUUAAAAGUGCUGAAGAGGUGUCUCAGUUGGAUAACAUUUCACGACGUUAUGCAUGGCUUAAGCGUCUUUUGAAAACGCUUGAUGAGAAGCAUGCCGACAUUUUCCCUCCUCAAUGGUGCGUCACUGCUCGAGUAUGCGAACAAUUUUGUAAUUAUACAAGAUCAGACAUGGAACAGGUCUUGGCUGCUUCACCACAGCCAGAUGUCAAAGAACUGUUGCACGCGUUGCAACUCACCAUUGAGUUUGAAGCACAGCUGACAAAGCGAUAUGAGAAAUUGAUCAGGAUCGGAGGUGACAGACAAUUUAAUUUCACGAAAUCCAUAUCAUCCAGCUUCCAGCCCUACCUGUGGGUAUACAUUGAUGCCGAAGACCGAACCCUAACAAAUAUGAUCAACUCGUAUUUUGCUUCGGAUAUGAAUGCGGACGACGAUGGCAGUAUGGUGGUACUUCCAUCAAGCACGGAUCUAUUCUACUUUUACAGAGAAACGCUGGUGCAGUGCGCCAAAUUUUCUACUGGAAAGCCAUUUUAUGAUUUGUGUCAGCUAUUCACCAAACAUUUACAUGCCUAUUGUAACGUUGUGCUGCUCGGUGGUGUUUCUAAGAACGAGAAAAGUGAUUUAUCGACAGAAAAUCUACGGUUCAUAACGCUGGCCUUAAACACUGCAGAUUACUGCUGCAUGACAACCUCACAGUUAGAAGAGAAGCUGAAAGAAAAGGUCGAUGAGGAGUUCAGAGAAAAAGUUAGUCUGGAAAGCGUCAAAGAAGCAUUUAUGAGUGCCGUGUCAAUGUGUAUCGACGCAGCCGUAAGGAGCAUUGGAUACUGCUGCGAACCAUAUCUACAGCAAAUGAUACGAUUACCUUGGAGUGUUUUGGACACUGUUGGUGAUCAAUCCGAAUAUGUCAGUCAGUUGCAAGACGUUGUAAAACGCUAUGCCACAGUUGUUGGUCGAACUGUUGCGAAUAAGCGAUAUUUUCGAACAUUUAGUGAUCGCUUUGUUGAAUCCUUCUUAUCAAGUUAUUUAUUAAGCAUUUUCAGGUGCAAGCACAUUUCCGAAAUCGGUGCAGAACAGAUGCUGCUGGAUACCCACGCCUUAAAAACACUUCUGUUAGAUAUACCCUUGAUGGGAGCCGAAGGAGCGGUUACUGUUCCUACUUUAUAUGGAAAAUUCGUAAGCAAAGGCAUAUCAAAAGCGGAGACCAUAUUAAAGACAGUAAUGACACCCACGGACCCUAUUGAAGGCUACGUCGAAAACUACUUAUUCCUUAUCGGCGACAGCAGCAUGACCAACUUUUCACGUGUGCUUGAACUCAAGGGUGUAAAGAAACCAGAUCAAGGACCAUUACUGGAUGCAUUCCAACGUCGCAUAACACAGCAGCCCAGCAGCGAACUUGCAGAGAAUUCAAACAUAUUGCCAGCAGCUGAGAUAUCCGGAGCUGCACCUCCAGCAUCAAAUCUGCCGAGCGCCAUCACCACAUCCUUAUCCACCAUUGCCACAUCUGCUUCAAACUUUAACCCCAACGCCCUUCCUCCCUUUGCCCGCAAUAUCCAAGGAUCACCGACCAUGUCGUCUGCAUCACCUACAACGGACGGAACACCACUUAGUGCCGGUGGUGGUAACAGAGCCACUGGCCGACUCAAUGAGAACUUUAGAAAGUUGGUCAUGACAGGCAUGGCUUUCAGAAAAGAUUUGCAGGAGCGCCGGGAACAGCAAAAUCGACGUACUUGAUGAAUAAAAUUUAGAAUUUACCAAAUAUCUCUUACUGAG
Molecule: messenger RNA, 2701 nt
Organism: Zychaea mexicana
Lineage: Eukaryota; Fungi; Mucoromycota; Mucoromycetes; Mucorales; Lichtheimiaceae
Product: vacuolar protein sorting 53
Exons: 17
Coding region: 158-2662 (834 amino acids)
Biological process (GO): retrograde transport, endosome to Golgi
Cellular component (GO): GARP complex
Source: RefSeq, a predicted model, not a curated record